Trematosphaeria pertusa is the source of this 342-nucleotide messenger RNA. RefSeq lists its product as uncharacterized. The coding region runs from base 1 to 342 and encodes 113 amino acids. The transcript is spliced from 2 exons. The record is from RefSeq and is a predicted model, not a curated record. Lineage: Eukaryota; Fungi; Ascomycota; Dothideomycetes; Pleosporales; Trematosphaeriaceae.
AUGCGCGCCUACCAACUCCUUCCCGUCUCUUUUCUCGCCCUUGCGGCCACCUUUCCUAUCGAUGUUCACGAUAGAGACACGGCAGGCGGCCACAUUCUAGCCUGCAAGGAGAACUCCUGCGGUGACUGCCCUGGGUACGGUGUUGCUGGAGACGGCUAUCCGCACUGUGUCAUCUACCCCACCGACGGCAACCUCGAUGGAUAUCCACUCGUGGCCGUCACGGGGCCAGUGUGCCAGAAGGUGACGCUUGAGUCGACCUUCAUGCUGCAGUUCUGUGAGGCGGUCGAUCACGCUGCUAUCACCCGUUCAAAGAAGCGGUCCGAGGAGGCGGUUGAAGAAUGA